Messenger RNA from Zalophus californianus (California sea lion), 1414 nucleotides. It is a transcript of the gene HOXD11, whose product is annotated as homeobox D11. The coding region runs from base 53 to 1072 and encodes 339 amino acids. Lineage: Eukaryota; Metazoa; Chordata; Mammalia; Carnivora; Otariidae. Gene Ontology annotation, cellular component: nucleus. The record is from RefSeq and is a predicted model, not a curated record. The transcript has 3 exons. Gene Ontology annotation, molecular function: RNA polymerase II cis-regulatory region sequence-specific DNA binding; DNA-binding transcription factor activity, RNA polymerase II-specific. Gene Ontology annotation, biological process: anatomical structure development; regulation of transcription by RNA polymerase II.
UUGGCGGCGCGGGGAGCGGCCCGGGGCUCGCCGGCGCGCACGCCGCGGAGCCAUGAACGACUUUGAUGAGUGCGGCCCGAGCGCAGCCAGCAUGUACCUGCCCGGCUGCGCCUACUAUGUGGCCCCGUCGGACUUCGCCAGCAAGCCGUCCUUCCUAUCGCAACCGUCGUCCUGCCAGAUGACUUUCCCCUACUCUUCCAACCUGGCGCCGCACGUCCAGCCCGUGCGCGAAGUGGCCUUCCGUGACUACGGCCUGGAGCGCGCCAAGUGGCCGUACCGCGGAGGCGGCGGCGGCGGCGCGGGGGGCGGCGGCGGCGGGGGCGGCCCCGGCGGGGGCGGUGGCGGCGGCGGCGCCGGGGGCUACGCUCCCUACUACGCUGCAGCCGCGGCGGCGGCGGCGGCAGCGGCGGCGGCCGAGGAGGCGGCCAUGCAGCGCGAGCUGCUCCCUCCCGCGGGCCGCCGGCCGGACGUGCUCUUCAAGGCGCCGGAGCCGGUGUGCGCCGCGCCCGGGCCGCCACACGGCCCCGCGGGCGCCGCCUCCAACUUCUACAGCGCCGUGGGCCGAAACGGCAUCCUGCCGCAGGGUUUCGAUCAGUUCUACGAGGCUGCGCCCGGGCCCCCGUUCGCCGGGCCGCAGCCCCCUCCACCUCCUGCGCCGCCGCAGCCCGAGGGCGCCGCCGACAAGGGCGACCCCAAGACGGGGGCCGGUGGCGGCGGGGGAAGUCCUUGCGCCAAGGCGACCCCCGGCUCGGAGCCCAAGGGGGCGGCAGAAGGCGGCGGCGGCGAUGGCGAGGGGCCCCCGGGGGAGGCGGGGGCUGAGAAGAGUGGCGGCACAGUGGCCCCCCAGCGGUCCCGGAAAAAGCGCUGUCCCUACACCAAGUACCAGAUCCGCGAACUGGAACGCGAGUUUUUCUUUAACGUGUAUAUAAACAAAGAGAAAAGACUCCAACUCUCUCGGAUGCUCAACCUCACUGACCGGCAAGUCAAAAUCUGGUUCCAGAAUCGCAGAAUGAAAGAAAAGAAACUGAACAGAGACCGUCUGCAGUAUUUCACUGGAAACCCCUUAUUUUGAGAGCUCCAGGAAGCACCCCUCUUCCUGAGCCCCACUCGCCCACCCACUUCCCCACCAGCUUGCCCUGGGCAGGCCCAAUGUUCUUGGGUUUAAUGACGCCUCUUCUCUGUGGAACUCCACGAUUCCUUCCCAUGGUCAACUCGGGACCUCCCAGCGACCACUGCUGCCUGCGGACGAGGCCGGGGACUUGGCCGAAUGGAUCCUAAUAAGGGGAAAAUGAGGAAAUCAAGUCUGAUACUCCAACCAGCAAUUGGCUCACUGCAAAGAGUGGCAGAAAGAAGAGGUGCCCUUACACUAAGCACCAAACGCUGGAAUUAGAAAAAGAGUUCUUGUUCAAUAUGU